Messenger RNA from Propithecus coquereli (Coquerel's sifaka), 1378 nucleotides. RefSeq names its product chromosome unknown open reading frame, human C11orf54 (gene BKGD). The record is from RefSeq and is a predicted model, not a curated record. The transcript has 10 exons. NCBI's taxonomy places the organism in Eukaryota, Metazoa, Chordata, Mammalia, Primates, Indriidae. Gene Ontology annotation, molecular function: hydrolase activity, acting on ester bonds; zinc ion binding. Bases 416 to 1363 code for a protein of 315 amino acids. Gene Ontology annotation, cellular component: nucleus.
UUCAGUCGGAUUCCCGGACCCUCUGGGUGAGUGGAGUAGCCAAGACCAUUUCUGCAAACAGCAAAAGGAAACUGUGAGGUCAAGCGAGCGGAAUGGGUGUGAACUGCAAGGAAACAACCUGUCAACCUGAUUUGUUUCCGGUGGUCUCGCAGUUGCUGAGCUGUCGUCUGGCUUUCUAAUGCCUGGUCCGGGGCGAGGAGUUUUGUCUGUAUUCCUUGUGAUUGGCCUGGAGUGGGAUUCCCCGCCCACCUCACAUUACUUUUUUUCCUCUGCCUUCAUUUUAUCUCCUCCGCUUGCACACUUCAUCAACUGAACACUUGAGAGCAGCAGCUGUUCAUCCUUGGUACACUGUGAACUCUUGUGGAUAAUUAACUAAGAAUAGCUUAUUUGUACAGAAUCCUAAAGAAGAAAGAAAAUGGCUUUUGCUGAGUUUUCUUUUCAUGUGCCAAGUCUAGAGGAGCUUGCUGGAGUUAUGCAGAAAGGACUAAAAGAUAACUUUGCUGAUGUCCAGGUCUCUGUAGUUGAUUGCCCUGACUUGACUAAGGAACCAUUUACCUUUCCUGUAAAAGGCAUCUGUGGGAAAACUAGAAUUGCAGAAGUAGGAGGUGUGCCUUACUUAUUGCCUCUUGUAAACCAAAAAAAAGUUUACGAUCUGAAUAAAAUUGCAAAAGAAAUCAAGCUGCCUGGAGCUUUUAUUCUUGGAGCGGGAGCAGGUCCAUUUCAGACUCUUGGGUUCAAUUGUGAGUUUAUGCCAGUUAUUCAAACAGAAAGUGAACACAAACCUCCUGUGAAUGGAAGUUACUUUGCCCGUGUUAACCCUGCAGAUGGAGGGUGCCUACUGGAGAAAUACAGUGAGAAAUAUAGUGAUUUUGGGUGUGCAUUACUGGCUAAUCUUUUUGCCAGUGAGGGCCAACCUGGCAAGGUCAUUGAGGUGAAAGCCAAAAGAAGAACUGGACAACUUAACUUUGUGACUUCUAUGAGACAGACUCUGGAAAAACAUUAUGGAGAUAAGCCUGUAGGGAUGGGAGGUACUUUCAUAAUUCAGAAAGGAAAAGUGAAGUCUCACAUUAUGCCUGCAGAAUUUUCUUCCUGCCCCUUGAACUCAGAUGAAGAUGUGAAUAAAUGGUUGCGUUUUUAUGAGAUGAAGGCUCCUUUGGUUUGUCUGCCAGUUUUUGUCUCCAGAGACCCAGGUUUUGAUUUGCGACUGGAGCACACGCAUUUUUUUAGUCAUCAUGGAGAAGGUGGACACUACCAUUAUGACACUACCCCAGAGAUAGUGGAAUAUCUUGGAUACCUGUUACCUGCAGAGUUUCUUUAUCGUAUUGAUCAACCAAAAGAGACCCAUAUAAUUGGACGAGAUUAAAUCAGCUGAUACUUA